Capronia coronata CBS 617.96 is the source of this 492-nucleotide messenger RNA. RefSeq lists its product as uncharacterized. Gene Ontology annotation, molecular function: ubiquitin protein ligase binding. Gene Ontology annotation, biological process: endosome transport via multivesicular body sorting pathway. The record is from RefSeq and is a predicted model, not a curated record. The coding region runs from base 1 to 492 and encodes 163 amino acids. The transcript is spliced from 2 exons. Lineage: Eukaryota; Fungi; Ascomycota; Eurotiomycetes; Chaetothyriales; Herpotrichiellaceae. Gene Ontology annotation, cellular component: fungal-type vacuole lumen; fungal-type vacuole membrane.
AUGUCGUGCGGCGACAUCUUCCUCGGGCUCAUCGCCAUUCUAUUCCCUCCGAUUGCAGUCUGGAUCAAAUCCGGCAUCUGCUCCUGCGACUCCCUGAUCAACAUUCUACUAUGCCUUCUCGGCUACCUGCCCGGGCUCCUGCACGCCUGGUAUAUCAUUGCCCGUAAUCCCGAGCAAAACUGGGACUAUGAGACCAUUCCGGACGCGGAGUCCCAGCGCGUCACGUACUACUAUAUCCGCACCGAGCCAGCCCCGCCACGAAGUUAUGGCACCGAAGGCCACGGUCGACCAGCCCCUCCGCCACCAAAGGCCAAGAGCCGUCCCUCGCAGCGGAGCGAUAACAACACCGGUGAUGCCAGUGGCAGACCGGCGCCGCCGCCUCCAAGUCAGCCCGCAGGACCAAGUGUAGGCGCAGGCAACGAGGAGCCUGGCGCACCCCCGAGCUAUUCUGAGGUGGUGAAGGGCGACAAUAAGAUCCAAUCACAGGCUUGA